AUGGUCAACUCCUGUUGUGGCUCUCUCUGCUCUGAGGAGGGCUGUGGCCAAAGCUGCUGCCAGCCCAGCUGCCUCCAGACCACCUGCUGCAGGACCACCUGCUGCCAGAGCACCUGCUACCGCCCCACCUGUGUCAUCUCCACCUGCCCCCGCCCCAUGUGCUGUGCCACCCCCUGCUGCACACCAAGAUGCUGCCAGCCCAGCUGCCUCCAGACCACCUGCUGCAGGACCACCUGCUGCCGCCCCAGCUGUUGUGUGUCCAGCUGCUGCAGGCCCCAGUGCUGCCAGUCUGUGUGCUGCCAGCCCAGCUGCUGCCGCCCCAGCUGCUGCAGGCCCAGCUGCUGCCGCCCCAGCUGCUGCAGGCCCAGCUGCUGUGUGUCCAGCUGCUGCAGGCCCCAGUGCUGCCAGUCUGUGUGCUGCCAGCCCACCUGCUGCCGCCCCACCUGCUGCAGGCCCAGCUGCUGUCAACCUUCCUGUGGUGGUUCCAGCUGCUGCCGCCCCAGCUGCUGCCAACCCUGCUACCGCCCCAGCUGCUGCCGCCCUUGCUGCCGCCCCAGCUGCUGCCUGCGUCCAGUCUGUGGUCAGGUCUGCUGCCAGAGCACCUGCUACCGCCCCACCUGUGUCAUCUCCACCUGCCCCCGCCCCAUGUGCUGUGCCACCCCCUGCUGCUGA
Molecule: messenger RNA, 672 nt
Organism: Psammomys obesus (fat sand rat)
Lineage: Eukaryota; Metazoa; Chordata; Mammalia; Rodentia; Muridae
Product: keratin-associated protein 4-12-like
Exons: 4
Coding region: 1-672 (223 amino acids)
Cellular component (GO): keratin filament
Source: RefSeq, a predicted model, not a curated record